Messenger RNA from Cucumis sativus (cucumber), 1501 nucleotides. Its product is annotated as scopoletin glucosyltransferase. Gene Ontology annotation, molecular function: UDP-glycosyltransferase activity. The record is from RefSeq and is a predicted model, not a curated record. Lineage: Eukaryota; Viridiplantae; Streptophyta; Magnoliopsida; Cucurbitales; Cucurbitaceae.
GUUGAUUCAUUUAACCAAAGAGUAGUGACAUCGAAGAAUCUCAUCCACAUUCUCUUAUAAAUUCUCUCAAAUCUCUACUCUCUUCUUCAUCUUCUUCUUCUUCUUCUUCUUUAUCUGUCAUUAACUAACUCAUUUCUUGUGUUGUUUUUUUUAUUUAAUUCAUCCACCAUGGCUACCGAAGGUCGACAGCUUCAUAUCUUCAUGUUUCCAUUCAUGGCUCAUGGCCACAUGAUUCCCGUUGUGAACAUGGCCAACCUUUUUGCAUCUCGUGGCAUAAAGAUCACCAUCGUCACAACCCCUCUCAAUUCCAUCUCCAUCUCCAAAUCACUUCACAAUGAUUCCAGUUCAUUGCAUAUUCAUCUUCUCAUUCUCAAAUUCCCUUCUGCUGAAGUUGGUUUACCUGAUGAUUGUGAAAAUGUUGACUCCCUUCCAACCAUGGAUUUGCUCCCCUUAUUCUACCAAGCUAUCAGCUUGCUUCAAUCCUCUCUUGAGGAAGCUCUUCACCAGAAUCGCCCCCAUUGCCUUGUGGCCGACAUGUUCUUCCCUUGGACCAACGAUGUUGCUGACAGAAUUGGGAUUCCCAGGCUGAUUUUUCAUGGCACUGGUUCUUUCUCUCUUUGUGCCUCUGAGUUCGUCAGAAUUCACCAGCCUUAUAAACAUGUUUCGUCCUAUACAGAGCGUUUUGUCAUUCCUUAUCUCCCUGGAGAUAUUAAGCUAACCAAAAUGCAACUUCCCAUCAUCCUUCGGGAGAAUAUCGAGAAUGAAUACAACAAAUUUAGCACCAAAGUUAAAGAGUCAGAGGCAGAGAGGAAGAGAAUCCACCAUUGACGGAAAAAAUUCAUCUGAGUAGUCAGGAAAGGGAAAGGGGAAGAGGAGGAAGACGAACAAUAUUGGCUACCGAAAGGGUACGAACAAAGGAUGGAAGGAAGAGGGUUAAUCAUAAGAGGAUGGGCAUCGCAAGUUUUGAUAUUGGAUCAUCCGGCGGUGGGUGGAUUUGUUACACACUGCAGGUGGGGAUUUGAACACUGGACCUCUUGUUAGGUGCCAGGAGCUGCACAGCAAUUUUACAAUGAGAAACUAGUGAAGGAGGUUCUAAAGAUAGGGGUUGGUGUUGGGGUUCGAAAAUGGGCACCUGGUGUGGGAGACUUCAUAAGAAGUGAAGCUGUGGAGAAGGCGAUUAAGAGAAUAAUGGAGGAAGAAGGAGAAGAGACGAGAAACAGAGCAAUAGAAUUUGCAAAGGAGGCGGAGAGAGCAAUUGAGAAAGACGGAUCUUCAUAUUUGAAUCUGGAUGAUUUAAUUGAGGAGUUGAAAACGUUGGCAUUUUAGACUCAUUUUAAAACUACUUCUCGUGGGGUUUCCUGGAUGGGAGAUAGCCUACCAAACAUGUCGUUAACUACCCUUGUCAUAAAGAAUAUCAUGUUGAAAUAGAAGGAUUUUCAGCUGAUAAUUUAUUCAAAAUCAGUCCCAAACAUGUUCUAAUAAUACUUCUGGUUAUAUAUUA